Messenger RNA from Chinchilla lanigera (long-tailed chinchilla), 2823 nucleotides. RefSeq names its product thyroid stimulating hormone, beta (gene Tshb). The transcript has 4 exons. Gene Ontology annotation, molecular function: hormone activity. Gene Ontology annotation, cellular component: cytoplasm; extracellular region. The coding region runs from base 208 to 624 and encodes 138 amino acids. Lineage: Eukaryota; Metazoa; Chordata; Mammalia; Rodentia; Chinchillidae. Gene Ontology annotation, biological process: G protein-coupled receptor signaling pathway. The record is from RefSeq and is a predicted model, not a curated record.
CUGGAAGGCCAGAGGAAGAUGGGCCCAGGAUGAGAACCAGUGAAUUGCUGUCAGGAUCCAGGAAGAGGUUAUGUUUUUCAGAUAAGAAAGCAGUAAUUCAAAUACAAUUAUAUAAACAAGAAGAUCAGAGGGGAAUUAUCCUGAAGGGUAUAAAAUGAAACAAGAGUCUGGGUCAUCACAGCAUCGGCUCACCAAUGCAAAGUAAGCAUGCCUGCCAUCUUCCUGCUGUCCUUGCUUCUGGGUCUUGCAUGUGGGCGAGCAAUGUCUUUUUGUAUUCCAACUGAGUAUACAAUGCACAUCGAUAGAAGAGAGUGUGCUUAUUGUCUAACCAUCAACACCACCAUCUGUGCUGGAUAUUGUAUGACACGGGAUAUCAGUAUCAAGCACCUUGUUCCCAAAUCUGCUCUGUCCCAGGAUGUUUGCACAUACAGAGACUUCGUCUACAGAACUGUGGAAAUACCAGGAUGCCCCCAUCAUGUUGCCCCUUAUUUCUCCUACCCUGUUGCUGUUAGCUGCAAGUGCGGCAAAUGUGAUACUGACUAUAGUGAUUGCAUACACGAGGCCACCAAGACAAACUACUGCACCAAACCUCAGAAGUCCUAUCUGGUGGGGUUAUCUGUCUAAAUUGAAUAAUGACAUAAUUUGCAAUCUGGUUAUGUGUGUUUAUCUUGAAUAAAAUAAUAAAAUAUCAUUAUGUUUCACAAUACCUUGUAUACAUUUGGAGUGUACAUUUCAACCCUGUGCAUACCCACACACGUAUCAGAGAGUUUAAGAGGCUUUAGAAGAAAAGGUGAGUGAAAGAUCCUUUGGGGGUUUUUAUAAGAGAAAGCGAAGUGGGGGUAAGAUGGAAAGCAGAGACGCAAAGUGCUCUGAAAGUCAGCUGUGAGAAGCUCUUCUAACAGAAUUACAAAAAGCAAUCUGAUCAGACGCUGAAGGAACAUAUGGCAUUUGGGUGCUAGAGACAUCGUUCAAAGGCUGGAAGCAGGGUGGAGGAGGGGAGUCGGGAAUACAUGAAACCUGCUGUGUUUAAUACUUUAUCCUAAUCACGCAGCCAUACUGGCUAAAACUUCAAAACUCAGUAAAGAGUAUGUGAACUAUUCUCUUUAAUUUAAUUACUCUGGUGGGCCAACAUGAAAGUUAUAUCCCAAAACGUCAAUUUACAAAGCCUGGAAAAGAGGCCACGAUCAUUUUACACGUGGAAGUCUAAAUCCUUCAUAGUCCUUCAGUAAUAGGAGAUACUUUCCAGCAUUGAUACCAGCAGCAACUUGUCCUGUUUUGGUUUCUGAUAUCAUGAAAAACUAGUACAAUUAUGAAAGGUUUUAGGAAUGGGGGAGAGUGCUAAGGGAUUUAAUGGAGUAGAAGAAUUCUAAUCUAAACCUUCAUUAAUAGUUAAACAAUGUUUUCUGGUGAAUACGCUUGGCAAGAAACUGUCUAUUUUUCUUUUCUUUCUUUAGAUACUCUUUCUUGAGAGCUCAGUUUCAACAGAUGCUGAAAGUGAGACAUUUGUAAUGCCCUGUAUAUUUGACCGGAAAAGGUCAUAAUAACUCUAAAAAGAGGAUUAUUUAUUCUCUAGUUGGCCUUUACUCUCUGACAACACUGUCAUCAUUAAGGUGAAAACCAAUUAUCAGCAAGGCUUUUGGCUUUGCUAUACCUCACAACUACUGGUGAAAUUCAACUGGGCAUCUUGUAAAUGCAUGUCAAUGACCAUGUGACAGAGGUGGUACAGAUACAUUAGUAUUAAAGUAUCAAACCAUGUUUUGCCAAAGUUAGGAAACAUUUGUGCAUUUACAUACAAAAGUGUCGGGAAUGUGCAGUACUUAUUUUUACCUUAGUAUCUGAAUAGAUAUUUGCAUGAUUUCCAAAUAUUAAUCCGGGACCUUGGGUUUUCAUAUCAGUUGAUAAUAUGAACACUUAAAGCUGCCCACCCCUUAGAACUGUCCAUCAAAUAUAGAUCUUUGAUUAAUAAGUAAAAGAUCUAAUUUUCCAACCUUUCUAGCACUAGUCCCAAAUGACUUUCAUUGAUUCAGAGAAAAAUUUUUCAAGGACUUGACCUACAUAAAGGCCAAGAGUUUUAAGGAGGCCCCUAUAAACAGUCUAGCUCAGAGAUUGUAAUUGUUUAAUUAUUUAAAUAGGCUUCCUCCACCUGCAGAGAGGAAGCUGGGCCUAGACUUAGGUGUGGUGAGCCUGUACUACCAUGAGCCAUGGAAGCCCAGAGUGGGCUCAUGACAGACUUUGCUCCCUUCCACUGACAGCAGUUCAUUUGGAUUGGACGCAUUCAUGAAUUACAUUAAAGUAUUCUUGAAAGUGGAGUAUUCCGAGGCAAAAAAUUAGGACAGAGUUCAGAAAUUAGAGUAACCAACAAAUCCAGUAGAUCCAAAACUUGGGGUUUGGAAACUUUCGGAGGGUCUUGGUGUCCUCUGGAUUUAAGAGAAGAAGAAUGGACAGAGUUUAGAAAUGGAAAGGUGAACGAUCAUUGCUUCCAUAAUAGGAAGAAAAUGAACACUGGAACAUUUUCUGAGGUGAUGUUUAAAUUCAACCCUAAGUUUAAAGGAAUCAGUUCUUGGCAGAGGAAGUUUGAAACCCUUUGCUUUAAAAAAAAUUCUCUCUUCUUUCCCCACCUUUAUGUUCUGAAAUACAAAGAAUUCUUUCAAAACUGGAUGGAUUUGGGAUCAGUACAGCAACAAUCUCUGUUUUUCUAAUGGGCAACUCUUUAACAGUAAGUAAAUGUACGAGGAUGCAUAUUAGCAGGUGACAGCAUGGUGAUUCCUGGUAUUAGGAAAUUCUGGGAAUGGAAGCUCUCCCAUUUAUAUAAUAAAUUGCCAU